GUCAGUAUAUGCGCACCGCGUUGUCAACACUGACUGCACGAGUUUCACCUUGUUGCCAACCUGCUAGGACGCGCACAUAGAGGCGAAACGACAAACCACGCCGAGUAGGCCCAACAUGCCGAAAUAUUGUUCGGUACCAAACUGUGAAAACGACUCGACGAGUGGACGCGAUCAAAAAAGCUUUUACAAAUUCCCGCUGCAUGAUCCGGAGCAGCUGCAGUUGUGGCUAAGAAACAUCGGGCGUGACAACUGGACUCCAUCUCGACACCAUUACGUCUGCCACGAGCACUUCGUGUCGUCAUGCUUCAAGGUACACGUGGGGAUUCCUUGCCUCGAAAGUGACGCCGUGCCCACAGUCUUCCGGAGAGUGGAGAAACGCAAAGUGACGGAUGACGAUGAGAAGUACGCCAAAGUGCUUCGCAGGGAAUCUGACUCAAUGGAGGCGUCCAUCCCGUGUGCCAUGGAGAGAUGCUCAAACACAGACGCGAACCUCCCUUACCUAACCGCGCUACCCGGCGUACUUCCAUUAUUGCAACCAGUGGCUGAGCAACACAAUGGCGAGUGGGUUCUGCUGCCUAGCAACAGCGACGAGGCUAUAGUGGGCACAGUGGACCCUCGUGAAACGCAUGUGAUCGCCUACCUGGAGUCUAUACCCAACGUUGUCUCGGGCCAACUGCUGGUCUCCUCAGAAACGGUGUUGUCGUCAGCUUUGAGCUCUGAGCCCAUCACGUCCACGCUGCCUAUCGUGUCCAAGCACGCUCCUCCGCGGCCAUCGUCGCCAUCAAUGCCCCUCCUGGCGGAGGGAGACGAACUGCAGGAUGAUGAUGAGGAGGAUUUGGAGAGCUGGGACCACCAAUUGGAGGAGCACUGCUACCACAAGCACCGCCUGAACAAGGAGCAGCUGGAGGCCGUGGUGGCCGAGCUGCAAAAGAAGGUGAAGGUCUUGCACCAACGGCACCGGCGCCACUUAAACAAAAUGCUGGGCCUGGAGAACACUGUCAGUCAGCUCAGGCAGAAAAACAUGAUGACGGAAGAGAGGCUGCAGCUCUUGGAGAGGGCGUACCUCCAGAACAGCGCCGACACCGGGGAAACAGUCGCCAUCAUCUACGAGGAAGACGACGCAGCGUUUUUCUACACUCUCGGCGACAGCAAGGACAAACUGUGAAUGUCAAGUCCAAGUGCCAACAUAUUUUUUUCUUUUGCUAAUCGAUUAAAAUGACACUCUAAUUUUCACAAUUAAACAUAAUGGGAUAAUGUGUUUUUUAAGGAUCACACUCCUUAUUUUCCUGCAACCACUUUUUUGUUUCUCUUAUUUAAGAUACUUUUUUGUCACAACUGAAAGUCAAUUAAAAAACUUUCAGUCAUGCGCAAGAAUUGCGCUGUUGUUUCAUACUCAUAUUUAUACUGUCAGAUAGACUGUCAGUGUAACAAUGGCAAAUGUGUGAAAUAUCAAGUCAAUAAAGAACUUCUAAAAUAUGCUUUUUU
This is a messenger RNA of Corythoichthys intestinalis (scribbled pipefish), 1485 nucleotides long. RefSeq names its product THAP domain-containing protein 5-like. The record is from RefSeq and is a predicted model, not a curated record. Bases 116 to 1165 code for a protein of 349 amino acids. NCBI's taxonomy places the organism in Eukaryota, Metazoa, Chordata, Actinopteri, Syngnathiformes, Syngnathidae. The transcript is spliced from 5 exons.